Messenger RNA from Gracilinanus agilis (Agile Gracile Mouse Opossum), 528 nucleotides. RefSeq names its product interleukin-36 alpha-like. Gene Ontology annotation, molecular function: cytokine activity. The record is from RefSeq and is a predicted model, not a curated record. The coding region runs from base 1 to 528 and encodes 175 amino acids. The transcript has 5 exons. Gene Ontology annotation, biological process: cytokine-mediated signaling pathway; positive regulation of gene expression; inflammatory response to antigenic stimulus. NCBI's taxonomy places the organism in Eukaryota, Metazoa, Chordata, Mammalia, Didelphimorphia, Didelphidae.
AUGAGUAGACUUUACCAUCCUCACCCACAGAACUCAGGAUCUUCAUCUGAACCACCUGAUGCCCAUGCACGUGAGUCAUUAAUAUAUCCAGUUUACAGGAAAAUUCGUGACAUCCAUCAGCAUGUCUUUGUUCUUCAAGAGAGAACCCUCAUUGCAGUUCCUGAGGAUGGAAAUGUGACUCCAAUCAUACUGGAGACUGUGACAGUUACAGAUGAUUCUCUUGAGAAUAGCAAAGGUGAUGCUCUUUACCUGGGAAUAACAGAACAAAAACAGCACCUGUGCCUGUGUUGUGUAGCCAAUGAAGGUCCGCCCACCCUGAAGCUAGAGGAGAAGUACGUAAUGGAUUUACCUCGUACUGAUAAGGCAGUGAAGAGUUUUGUUUUUUACAGAAAUGAAGCUGGCAACAUUUCCACUUUUGAGUCAGCUGCUUUUCCUGGCUGGUUCAUCUCUUCAGAGGAGCAGGGGAAACCCAUGAAGAUUACCAAUGAUGUGGGAAAAAAUAAUAUAUCUUUCUCUAUAUAUUUCUAG